Messenger RNA from Asparagus officinalis (garden asparagus), 1273 nucleotides. Its product is annotated as protein FAR1-RELATED SEQUENCE 5-like. The annotation marks the transcript as partial. The transcript is spliced from 3 exons. Lineage: Eukaryota; Viridiplantae; Streptophyta; Magnoliopsida; Asparagales; Asparagaceae. The record is from RefSeq and is a predicted model, not a curated record.
GCAGCAAUGAACAAAUUAAGGAACCACAUGUUAUAAAUGCAUCGGACAGUGAUUUUUUGGAAGAUGGAAUGGACGAAGUUAGCUCGAUUCCUUUUGAAUCACCAGGUGGUGGUAUGUAUUGGAAACCUCGGGUUGAAGCCGAAUUUAAACCUUAUCUAAACCAAAGCUUCCGAUCACUAGAGGAUGGUAUAGAGUUUUACCGAGAGUAUGGACGUAAAAGUGGGUUUGAGAUCAGACGGCAUACAGAGAAGAAACAUGAGGACGGUACAGUUCUUCUUAAACACAUUGUUUGCAGUAGAGCUGGCAGCAAUGAAUCAAAGAUGGAUGUUGAUUUUGAUGAUUUUAGUAGCAGUUUGAAAAAGAGAAGGAGAACUGUAUCUAGUAGAUGUGGUUGCAAAGCUAAAGUCGUGUUUAAGUUUGAUGGUUUGAAAGGAUAUAAUGUUCUCUCAUUUGUUGAAGAGCAUUCUCAUUUUUUGGUCUCCGGUAGUGGGAAACAAUUUUUGAAGUCAAAUAGAGUUCUCGGUCUCGCACAUAAGAAACUUGUAUUUGAUGGAGCAAAAGCCAACAUGGGGCCUAACAAAACAUAUAACUUUGCUAAGGAGUUGUGUGGAAGUUAUUCUAAUGUUGGUGCUACCUGUACCGAGUUUAAAAAUUGGAGUAGGGAUGUGAAGCUUUAUAUUGGUGAUCGAGAUGCUCAAAUGAUCAUCGAGAAGUUCACGGAUAAGAAGGAGAUGAGUGAUGGAUUUUUCUAUGAUUAUGCAGUUGAUGAAGGCGGUCGAUUAACUCGCAUCUUUUGGGCAGAUGUUAUUGGGCGAAGAAAUUACGAUGUAUUUGGAGAUGUGAUAUCAUUUGACUCUACAUAUUCCACAAACAAGUACAACAUGAAGUUUGUUCCAUUUACUGGUCUCGACAAUUAUAAGAAGUGUGUUGUAUUUGCAGCAGGAUUGAUAGCUAAAGAGGACAUUGAUAACUAUGUAUGGAUUUUUGAGGUAUUCAUGAAAUGCAUGAUUCGCGAGCCAAAGUGUAUUGUUACAGAUCAGUGCCCUGCCAUGAAGCAAGCUAUACCAACCGUCUUUACAGAAGCACGUCACCGUUUGUGCAUGUGGCACAUCAUGAAGAAAUUUAACCAAAAGUUGGCAAAAUGCAUUUCGAAGAUGGAUGAUUUCAAGAGGAAAAUAAAUGCACUGAUUUGGAGUAUAGAUAUAGAUCCAGCAACAUUUGAAGUCGGUUGGAAAGAUGUUAUGAAAGAAUAUAAGCUUGAAAGUCAUGAAUG